GAAACAUCGGCAGACUUCUAUCAGAUGACACGGUGUCACAUCUCCGAAGGCAGCUGGCUGUGAGAAUGUCACACCUCACACACAACGCUCACAACGCUCACAACUUACGCAUGUUUCCAGAAAUAUUCAAGUUAUUCUUAAGUUGGUAUUCCUGCCCGCUACAGUUUAGAGCGUUUAGAGGUUAGAAGGUUUAGAACAUAGAACGUUUAGAAGUUUAGAAGAGGGUGACAUUUGUUGACAGUGGUGAAGAGCAUAGAAAGCGGUCGGUAGAUUUCGAGAGGUGUAGGUUUGCUGGUGUAUAGUAAACGCCGAUGUUUGAUGGAGUUGUGGUGAAAUGUGUUGUGCUGUUGUAAGUUUCAAUUUGGUAAAAUGGAAAAUUCAAACGAAGACGUGUAUUAUGCUGAUAUUGCCAAUCUGAGGGAAGUGUUGGCUGCACCACUGUCUUCUGAUGAUGACGAUGAGAAAACUUUAGAUAACGCAACCAAUGGCAGUGAUGAAAAUACAAAUAUUUUACCACAGUCGUUUAUAGAUCUGGACGACGUUUUGUUAGAUGAAAGAGCAUCGACUCCGAGAAUGUGUAGAACCUUUGGUUCUGCAUGUUACGAUGUGCUUUUUAUUAUAGAAAAACAGCUUUUGACGAUGCUUGAGAAGUGCCAGACGAAGAUUAAAGAUCUUCAGGACCAUAUUGAUUCCAUCAAGAGUCAAAAUGAGAAGUCGUUAAUGACUCGUAGUAGUUGGUAUUACAUGUUCGGUAUUCCAUAUUUCAAAGACUGGCGUUAUUUUCCUUGUCCACCAAAUGAGGAUUAUUUGAAGAAAACUGCCAACAUGGAGUUGAGUAUAAUAGACCUCCCAGUACUUAAAGUGUGGAAAGAGAGAGAGAAAUUAAAUCUGAUGGCAGCUGUGAGGACACAGGAAAUAGCUAAGCAACUUAAAGAAGCUGAAAUCAGAAAACAGCCAUUUGUAAUGACAGAAGAUGGUUUGGAUGGUCCAUCAGAGAUUCAAGUAUUAGGAAAUUGCCAACCUCUUUUAGAGACUAAGAGUCUUCCAGAGCUUGUGGGAUGCAGUAAGUCAGAAUAUGAUUGGAUGAAGAUAUCGGCAGUUGAUUUAGAAGGGAUGCACAGUGCUGAUGAAUGUCGUGCAAUGUGGUUCAAUUAUCUUCAUCCUGGGAUAAGGAAGGCCAAGUGGACAAAAGAUGAAGAUGAUAUGUUGAAAGAACUAGUCGUUAAGUAUAAAAAUCAAAAUUGGGAUGGAAUAGCACAGGAGCUUGGCACUCAACGUUCUGCAUAUCAGUGCAUGUUUCAGUAUCAGACGAGACUUAAUGAUUCGUUGAGGAGGAACAAGUGGACGAAAGAAGAGGAUGAUUACCUUAAAGAAGUAGUGGAAAGGUGUCGGUUUGGUUCAUACAUUCCUUGGGGAAAAGUGACUUACUUCAUGACUGGACGUAGUAAAACCCAGGUGUUUAAUCACUGGUCCUAUUCACUGAACCCUUCACUCAAAAAAGGACGUUUCACAAAAGAAGAGGAUAUUUUGUUGGUGGCAGCUGUACGAAGGCAUGGCACUGAUUUUUCUCGUGUGGCACGGUUUCUGCCUGGUCGUACUUCAACACAGAUUCGUUAUAGGUACAAUUCAGUUUUGGCACAUGAAGGUAACGGUGAACCAUGGACACCAAAAGAAGAUGAAUUGCUGAUGACUUUAGUUACAGAACUUGGAGAAGGUAAGUGGAGUGAAAUUAGUCAGCAUUUUAAGAAUCGGAGUAGAACUCAAGUCAGACAUCGCUACACUACUCUUCAGAACUGGCAACGGAAAGUCCCUGCAGACAUGAGAGAAAUACCCCCUGCACCUACACGGCGACAUAAUAUUGAAAGUAACAGAGAAGAAAAGAUAUGGAACAAAGUGCAAGCAAUUCUUGGUAAUGUUGAAAUGGGGGUAGAAAUGGAUGAACAAAACUUGAUGAAGUUGAAAGAAAAGAUGAAUCUAAAAGGGAGAAAGCACCGAGGACGCAAGUUGGGACAAAAGAAGGUGCUCAGUGUAAUUAGCAAGAGGUACUAUAGUUUCUUCAGAUGUGUAUAUCCGAAGACUGGUGGAAGAAAGAAGCUUCGUUACGAGGAACAUUUCGUUAAGACUAGUGGACAGGUGAUCUACAACAUGCUUCAGUAUUUUCAGGCACACCUUGAUAUCCCCAAGGAUGAUUCUGCAAUAGAUGGAGACCAUCUGCUUGAAGAAACAGACAGAUUUAUUCUCCGUUAUCUCAGGGACAGGAAAGAACACUUAAAUGCAAGUGAGAUAUUUGAACAAGAAGGAAAUAGUACUGAUCUGUGCAAUGACAUUUUGCCAACUGUAGACACUGCUGCAGCUGAUGUUCUGAAUGGUGCUGCUUCACUUCGCGAAACAACCCUUACAUCUCAGGUUCCAAAUACAGCCGCUGCACUUCCUGAAAUAGAACUUGCUGCCAGUCAAGCCCAGAAUUUAGGCUUUUCUACUAUGCUUCCUGAAAAUUGUCCGUUACGUCCAUCACGCACCACUUCCAAAAUACCUUAUCUGUGUCCUCCCAAUCAUACCACUUUGGUUGGAUUCCGUACUUUUCUUCUAAGCCGUCGGAAUAUUGCACUAAAUGCAGAUGACAUAGACAGAGUAAUAAAAUCGGAAGUCAGUGACACAACAAAUUCGGAUAUCAGUUCAGUAUCAUGUUCAGAGCGUAUCACUCCUGCAGAGGCGGCAGCUUUGUGGAAGGAACGGUUGGCUUCAUUGUUUGUGUGGCCUGCAAUAAUGUCCAACACAGUUCCAAAAGUCAAGGAGUGUUUGUUUCAAAGCGAUGAUCCACCAGUUGCAAGCACCAGUCAUGGAAUCACUGAUGGAGGGGACAUUGAGAGUGUUUCAAGCAGUAACUGUGGUGUGAGGGCCACAAAGACACGGAUAUGUAGGAAAAUUUCCAGGAAAAAGAAGUGGAGGAGGAAGAAGAAGGAGAAGGAUGCUGCUUUGUCACCACCAAAAAAGAAAAGGAAGUAUGAAAGAACUGGAAAAUACAAGAAACCUCCCCAGUGUGUUGUGCAGAAGAGGAUUACGAGGCAUUCGUCUGCUUCUGCAAGUGGCCCACUGGAAUCGGAAGACAUAAAGUAGAAGUGUAAUGUCAUAUGCUUGGAAACUGUUGCAGGCUUUGGAUGAUGUUACAAUUUUUGUUUUGUAUUUCUUUUUGUUAGGUUAAAUGUUUUUGAUCAAUAUAGUGACUAAAUUUUCGGUGUUACCUAUGAAAAUAUCAUUGGCAAUUUAAUAAUCUAUUAAGCACUAGUCUUCAGAGAUUGUGUUAUACAAAAGAAUAAAAACUCAUGAAAUUUAUGUUGCAUUUACAAUAAAAAUAAAUAAGUAAAUCGUGA
Molecule: messenger RNA, 3371 nt
Organism: Cryptotermes secundus
Lineage: Eukaryota; Metazoa; Arthropoda; Insecta; Blattodea; Kalotermitidae
Gene: Pbp95
Exons: 1
Coding region: 370-3117 (915 amino acids)
Source: RefSeq, a predicted model, not a curated record